AUGAAUUUAAGUUUAUCAUCCAAAUCUGAUUCCAUGUCAACCACUUUGAAAAAAGGUUUAUUACUUAAAUAUAUUCAUAGUGCUUGAUGAGUUUACUUUAUUAAAUGAAACAACACACGAACAUUAUGCUGUGAUUUUGAUCAAAGUGAUGAUAAAUUUGAUCACAAAUAGUAAAGGUAAAUUUAUGUCCUGAUCAAGAAAUGACAAUGUAGGGUUUAACACAUGAAAUUAAAACUGCAGGAGAAUAUUUGAUUAAUCAUGCAUAAGCUGGUCAUGGAAGAUCAGAAUUAGUUUUAAGAUCGACUCAGACUAUUUAUCAGCAUUACAUUAGUAAAGGUUUGUAACACUCAAAAGCAGAUAGUAUGGAGGCGUUGAAAUCAUCUCUUAUAGAAAUUUCACAAGAGUUAAUAGACAUUAUCAAUCGUUCUAAAGAUAACAUUAAGACAUAAUGCUUAAAAUUCUUUAAUAAUAGAUUCGUAUAUUAGAAAAUUUGUAUUUUAGAAAGUCUUGGUUGUUGGAUACUCUAAUGUUGUGAUCUAUUCUUUGAUAGAGGCAUUCAAGGCUGGGAUUGUUAUGCAAAUUUACAUUCCUGAAUGCAGACCAAAAUCAGAGGGAAUAGAAACAUAUAGAUAAUUGACAGAAAUUGGAUACCCUUGUAAAUUAAUAUUUGAUUCUGCAAUUGGAUAAGUUAUGGAGAAUAUAGAUAUGGUCUUGACAGGAGCUGAAGCAGUAGUAGAAAAUGGAGGUAUCAUAAAUAGAGUGGGUACCUAUACAACAGCUAUUUGUGCAAAAUUCUAGAAAAAACCAUUUUAUGUAUUAGCUGAAAGUUUUAAAUUCACACGAUUAUUCCCAUUAUCAUAAAAAGAUUUAAGCGAUUCAAUCAGAUAUAGCUAAGAAGAACCAUAAUUUUCAGAAAAAUUAAAACUGCCUGAAAAUUUGGAUGUAUUUUAUUUAUAUUGAAUUCAGCUCAUCAAUCCUUUGUGUGAUUAUACUCCCCCAGACUUGAUUACAUUACUAUUUACAGAUGUAGGAGUUUUCACUCCUUCUGCUGUAUCAGAAGAGUUAAUUUAAAUUUUUCACACUUGA
Messenger RNA from Paramecium octaurelia, 1086 nucleotides. The record is from the annotation of a GenBank genome assembly. NCBI's taxonomy places the organism in Eukaryota, Ciliophora, Oligohymenophorea, Peniculida, Parameciidae.